Messenger RNA from Monosiga brevicollis MX1, 2223 nucleotides. RefSeq lists its product as uncharacterized. The transcript is spliced from 14 exons. NCBI's taxonomy places the organism in Eukaryota, Choanoflagellata, Craspedida, Salpingoecidae. Gene Ontology annotation, cellular component: myofibril; actin filament; cytoplasm. Gene Ontology annotation, biological process: positive regulation of neuron projection development; barbed-end actin filament capping; actin filament depolymerization. Bases 57 to 1091 code for a protein of 344 amino acids. Gene Ontology annotation, molecular function: actin monomer binding; actin filament binding. The record is from RefSeq and is a predicted model, not a curated record.
CUCUUUGAGAAGACAACUCAGCGCUGGAGUUUUCGGGCCAACAGUAGCUCUGCAUCAUGUCACACCAGACCGGUAUCCAAGGCUCGGACGAGCUGACUGCAGCCUUUGCCAAGCUGUACAACAGUGAUGACACUCGCAUGCUCUUGAUUCUCAUCGAGAACGAGGAAAUGGUGCUGUCCAAGACGUUUCCCACCCAGGGCAGCGAAGCCGAAGACUGGGACAACUGCGUGCUUGCCACGGCAGACGAAAAGGAGCCGUGCUACAUGAUUUUUCGCCUCGACUCAAGAAAUGCGUCAGGUUAUGAGUUUGUAUUGAUUGCUUGGUCUCCUGACUUUGCGCACAUCAAGAAGAAGAUGCUGUACGCCGCCACGCGUGCCACCCUCAAGCAGACCUUUGGCAUGCUGCACCUCAAGGCCGAGCUCUUUGGCACCGUCACGGAUGACAUUAGCUACGCUGGCUACCAACGCCACCUUGUCAGCGAAGCCGCACCCCCACCGCUCACUGAAGAGGAAUACGAAAAGGCUGAGAUUCGCAAGGCCGAGACGGGCGUUGAGAUUGGUGCGAGCACCAAACACCAAAUUGCCACGGGCGUGGCUUUUCCCGUUGAAUCCAAGGCCAUGAGUGCGCUCAAGGAUUUGAAGGCGGGCAAGAUCACCUACGUGCAAAUGAGCCUAGAUCUGAGCAAGGAAGAAAUUCUGUUGGCCGAGUCAGGCUCGUACCACGUCGACAAGAUUCAAUCACUUGUGUCAGACGAUGAGCCCCGCUAUCACGUCUUCAACUUCAAGCACAAUCACGAAGGUGACACGAUUGAAUCGACCGUCUUCAUUUAUUCGUGCCCCGGCUUCAAGUGCUCCGUCAAGCAGCGCAUGAUGUACAGCACUUGCAAGAGUCCUCUCAUCGACGUCGUUGAAGACGAGAUCAAAUUGGAGCUGGCCAAGAAGCUCGAGAUUGGCGAGUCUGCAGAGUUGACCCAAGAGUUUCUCUACGACCAACUGCAUCCCGCCAAAACGGUCUUCAAGCAAAAGUUUUCACGGCCGUCGCGUCCCGGAAAGGGCGGUCGGCGCAUGGUCCGCGGUGGUCAAGAGUCAUAGACCAUUAGCAAUACGCCUUACUAGGUUCUCUUGACUGAGACCAGGUAUUUGCCCGUGUGUUGUCUUGCCCAGCACGCGUGCGUGCUCUUGUCUCUUCUCUUUUGUACAUGUGGGUGACGCACAGGAGUGACACAACAUUUUCUUCCGUGUGGACUGGCUUCUCUUGACUCUUCUUUUUUAAAAUUCAACUCGAGCACAGCCCAAUGACCAGACCAGAUUAGAUCAGGCAUAUUAAAAACUUUUGCUUGCGCCAUUUACCUCAAAUCCCGUUUGCUUCACUCGCCAGGCCUUGAUCCCAGACCCGUGAUCAGCCCACCAGCAAUUCAGUCUUGAGGCCGCACAGCCACUGGCCGUUGGUCAGCGGAACAUGAUAGCCAUCGGGUGUGCGCUGCACGAGGUGUGCAUGAACGUCACCAGGUGACUCGGUGUAGCGCAAACCCUUUCCGCUGGGAUCUUGUUGGAAGACAUAGGUGCAACGCUUUCGUCGCAACCACGCGGUCAAUAGACGCUUGUCUGUAAGCUUCAUGUUGAUAAUGGCGCUAUGAUCGGCCAGCAAGUCAUUGCUGACCAUACGGGCAUUGCUGCCCUGCCGCAGCGCCAGUUGCAAAAAAAAGAGGUCAUCCUCGUCCUUGUCAUGCGUGAGAAAGGCUCUUCUUGCCUUGACCAUCUCGAAGAGCAUGUCCUUGAUAGGCUUGGGCGCGAAUCGCGCCAAGUGGUGGCGGCCCACGAAAAAGACAGGUGUGCCUUGCUCCUUGUAAUAUCUCAAGCACGCCUCGAUCUGCGGGUAUCGAGCGCCUUUUUGCACAUAGCGAGUCCCAGAAAUAUGGUGCAGUGCCACGUUGAGGCCAUCAAUGAUGACAGCAUCUUCAUAUUUGGGGAUGUUAGCCAGGAACUCGGCAAAGUUCUUGAUGGUGCCUGGCUUGGGAUUGGAUGCCUCGAGCAUGGCCCACGUUGCCUGUAUGAGCGCUUGAAGCUCCGAUUCGGAUAUCUCAGCUUCCUCUAGCUUGGUUUCACAAGCUGGGCAGACGCCAUGCUCGGGCACAGCUGUUUCUGUAAUGUCCAUGGGCUCGAGCAGAGCCAGUGCAUGCAGUAAAGCUUGGCCACACUCGGGUGACAAAACAGUGUAUUCUUG